This is a messenger RNA of Microdochium trichocladiopsis, 726 nucleotides long. RefSeq lists its product as uncharacterized. Lineage: Eukaryota; Fungi; Ascomycota; Sordariomycetes; Xylariales; Microdochiaceae. The coding region runs from base 177 to 644 and encodes 155 amino acids. The record is from RefSeq and is a predicted model, not a curated record. The transcript is spliced from 3 exons.
ACAUCCGAGAAGCGAGCAAUUAUCGAGCAGAUCAGUUGAUUCAACCAGGGAGCUCGAGUGCGGUCGAUGUUCCCCAGAAAGGUCGGAGUAGUCUUGCUGCUGGCAAGAAACGCUCCUCCAGUCAGACGGAGGCCCCUCUACCACCGAGCAAGCGAUCUUGCUCUGCGUCACCAACCAUGGCUAGCGGUCCUGCACUGCCGAACCGGAAAGGGUUUUUGAUUGACCUCGACCUUGCCGUCACGGAGCAACGCGAGGAGGCCUCGGGAGCACAUGGGAAAACCGGGACAAGAGCCUUCAUGGCGAUCGGUGCCCUUCUGGGCGAGAAGCACUCGUUCAUGCACGACCUCGAGUCCUUCUUCUGGCGAAGCGAAAUCAUUCCCCAAUUCGACAAGUGGAAUUAUGCGGAUGCGGAAGAAUUAGCAAAGCUUAAGAUGGGCACGGUAUCUGACGAGGAUAUUUUUGCGAAGACUACGACGGAAUCCUUCACCAACUACUUUAAAGCUUUGAUUCCUUGGGUCGGUCGAUUACGAAGAGUGGUAUUCCCCAGUGGUGGUAGAUGGAAGAAAGAAGUCAGCGGGUUGUAUGCCUCUAUGCAGGAGGUCCUUCGUGAGGCCCGGAGAGACCUCGAUGCCGUAGCUAAUUGACAAAUACUUGAUGCGAUGGAAGUGACUGCUAAGAUCCCAAUCUCAUUUCAAUGCCGUGGAGCGUUGCUGCCUCCGUUCAGGA